This is a messenger RNA of Stomoxys calcitrans (stable fly), 636 nucleotides long. RefSeq lists its product as uncharacterized. The record is from RefSeq and is a predicted model, not a curated record. The coding region runs from base 121 to 528 and encodes 135 amino acids. NCBI's taxonomy places the organism in Eukaryota, Metazoa, Arthropoda, Insecta, Diptera, Muscidae. The transcript is spliced from 2 exons.
UGAUCAAGCAGCGAGAACACAUUCAAAAAAAAUUUAGUCUAGCAUUGGUGCUUUGGUAGCGGAUGUGCUCGAAAUUACGUUCAAACCAAACAAACAAAAUUUGUUUAGAAGUCGUCGAAAAUGAGUAACAAUCCAGGGGCAACCACAACGACCAUGGAAGGAGCACAAAAGUUGACCGAUGAGGAGAAGUAUCGGUUAAUGGAUAACAAUUUUUCUACUCCUCUGACCGGUACCUUCCUCAAUUUGCCCAAUGAACCCGCCCAAAUCGUUUGUCCCAGCUGUGGAAAAAAGGACGAGAGCACUGUUCAUGUAGAGGACCAACAGUGGGCAGCAAAAAUUAAUAGUUUUACAGAGGCAUUAUUCUUCUGCCUUUGCUGCUGCUGGUGCGUGGACUGGAAGAAACCUCUGAACAAAACGGAUACCAAUCAUUAUUGUCAGCAUUGUACCUGUUACCUGGGCAGAGCAAACCGUAUUCCACCUGUGAGCCACCACAAUGGCAAAUCUCUUACAAAUCAAUACAACCAGUGAGAAGAGGGAUGCAGAUAAUUGUCCGCUGGAACAUUCUUGCUAAACAUAAAGACAGAAGCUUUUAUUAAAUAAAAUUUUAUGAAACGCCAUAAUUGUAUGCAUAUAUAA